CCGCCCGCCAGCCGAGACGGUCGUGUGUGCGUGCCGAAUAUUUUUUUUCCGUGGAGUUUCGAUAUUCGCGCUUCUUUCUUGACCGGACUCCUUCGUUUGGUGAAAAGUUUGGAACUCUUUGGAGCGUGGUCGCAAAGAGCCCGACAUGGAGACUGUCAUCCAAUAUUUACUUUUAGCCCUCGCCCUGGCCUCCGCGCAAAUAUCGCUCUCGGAGAGCCGGCUAAAUGAAAAACGGCGGGACAAGACCGAGCGGAGGUACCACCCGCGGGAUUACGUGGAGGAGAAUAUAUGUGAUAUCGGGGACCGGGAGUCCAAGGUGCACUGCUACUGCGACAACGGCGAGGUGGCGGCGGCGGCGCGCGCCGACUGCUGGGUGUUCAGCGGCGGCCUGGCCGAGACCGACCCGCUCUGGGACCUCUUCCACAAGCAGCCCAACAUCCAGCGCCUCACCUUCAACGUGCGCUUCAACGGAGCCCUCAAUUUCGUCCCCCUCCACGUCAUCCGCCGCCUCCACAACCUGCACAAACUGUCCAUCACUUACGCAACCCUCAACAAAAUAGAAAAACGAACAUUCUCAAACCUCACAACGGUAAAAGAGAUUAAGCUUAUGAAGAGUGAAAUAAGCGAGUUAGAUUUCUCAGCAUUCGCCAACCUGCCGUCGCUGGUCAAUCUGACCGUGAAAGAGAACAGGGUCUCGGAGAUUCAGAGAGAUGUUUUCGUUGAUCUACCUAAUUUGAAGUAUCUAGAUUUGACGUUCAACAAUAUCAGUCUGACCCACGACGGCUGCUUCGAGCACUUACCUCUUCUAAGCGACCUUUUACUAGAGUCCAACUCAAUCUCCGUACUAACCCGUGAGACAUUCCGAGGACUAGCCAACCUAACAAAGUUGAACUUGAGAGCCAACCGACUGUCAAUGAUCGGAGAUCUGACGUUUUCCGAGCUGUGGAACCUAAACGAGCUUCUGUUGGACAACAACGAGUUGAAAUACUUGUCGGAGAGGGCGUUCGAUGGUCUGUCGCUUCUGCAGAAGCUUUCGAUGACGGGGAACCGGCUGAAGUCCAUCAAUGAAGGAUUAUUGGAGGGAGUGCGGGGCUUGGAGCUGCUUGAUCUGAGGAACAACGAGCUCGAGCACUUCACGUACGAGACACUGAAGCCCAUCCACGAGAACUUGAAAGUGAAAACGUCGGUUUUGUAUCUGAGCGGCAAUAAACUGUCGUGCGACUGCCGGCUGGGCUGGGUCAGCGUGCUGCGCAACGAGACCCACAGCGAGCCUCUGCGCCUGGCUCUCGAGGCCGUGACCUGCGUGCCGACAGCAGACGACCGCACCGUGCCGGAAAUACCGGACAAGGCCCCCAACGACAACAUACUCGCGGAAAUAGACGACGACAGCGACGUGUUUCAACAAGACGCGAACUACGACGACUCCAAACCCUCAGCCCAGAGUAUGGUGGCUGAUCAGCUGACCGUGGUGGACAUCCCGGCCGACACGCUUCCGUGUCCGCAGCAGCUGAGGAAUGGUGAAGAUUCCCUCAUGCUGUCGUCUAAAGACAAGUCGUAUUGGAGACCAAGCUCCAGUGGAAGAGCGGUGGUGAGCGUAGUUCUAGUGAUGUCCGCGAGCGUGACUGUGCACUUAUUGCAUUGGUAAGCGGGGUGUGGAACAAGGACUUGUGUGGUUUAAGAAUAAGAGUGGUGUGUUUAUAUUGAAAUGUUAUGACGAAAAUAAAUUAGUUUCUUAUUAAGGUUAGGACACUGUAAAUACUGAAAUGUCUUGUCUAAUGAUUCUGGAAACUUCUAUUUGAGUAGGAUCUAUUUUCAAUCUAUUAU
Plutella xylostella (diamondback moth) is the source of this 1824-nucleotide messenger RNA. RefSeq lists its product as uncharacterized. The record is from RefSeq and is a predicted model, not a curated record. Gene Ontology annotation, molecular function: protein binding. Lineage: Eukaryota; Metazoa; Arthropoda; Insecta; Lepidoptera; Plutellidae.